CCCCCCACCGCCGGCCGAGUUCUUCCCAGACAGUCGCCUUGUUGUCGAGGAGAUUGCUCCUGCUGCUGCCGCCGCCGCCGCCAGUGUCGCCGCUGUUACACCCGGGCUCAUUUGCCCCGACCUCUUCCCGCCGCCCCGUCCCCAACCCCAAGCAAGAUGUCAGAGGAUCUAGCAAAACAGCUGGCAAGCUACAAAGCUCAACUCCAGCAAGUUGAAGCUGCAUUGUCUGGAAAUGGAGAAAAUGAAGAUUUACUAAAAUUAAAGAAAGAUUUACAAGAAGUUAUAGAAUUAACCAAAGAUCUUCUGUCAACUCAACCUUCAGAAACUCUUGCAAGUUCAGACUGUUUUGCUUCUGCUCAGCCUACUCAUUCAUGGAAAGUAGGGGACAAGUGUAUGGCAGUCUGGAGUGAAGAUGGACAGUGUUAUGAAGCGGAGAUUGAGGAGAUAGAUGAAGAAAACGGCACCGCUGCAAUCACCUUUGCUGUCUAUGGCAAUGCUGAAGUGACUCCACUGUUGAACCUCAAGCCUGUAGAAGAAGGAAGGAAGGCAAAGGAGGACAGUGGCAGCAAACCCAUGUCAAAAAAAGAAAUGAUUGCCCAGCAGCGUGAAUAUAAAAAGAAGAAAGCUUUGAAAAAAGCACAGAGAAUAAAAGAACUUGAGCAGGAGAGAGAGGACCAGAAAGUGAAAUGGCAACAGUUUAACAACAGAGCCUAUUCUAAAAACAAAAAAGGCCAGGUAAAGCGGAGUAUUUUUGCUUCACCUGAGAGUGUAACUGGCAAAGUUGGAGUAGGAACUUGUGGAAUUGCUGAUAAACCUAUGACACAGUAUCAAGAUACCUCUAAAUAUAAUGUCAGGCAUUUGAUGCCUCAAUAAUCAGAAAAACUGUUGGAUUUCAUCUCUGCAGGGCUUUACAUUUACCUUUUUAUCCUUAUAUUUUUCUAAAGGUAAAUUAUUUGUUAGAUGAGUAAGGAAGAUACCUUGUCAUUGUUUGACUUCAAUAGAAUGAAACUUGAAGAAAUUGCAUAUUUGAUAACUGCUAUUCAUUUAACUUUCUUAAUUACUACUACCACCACCACGGUUUCCUCCAAGCUCGUUGGGUAGAGCAACUCUUCUAGACAGAUGGUGCUUAAAUAAAGCACUUAAAUGAAUUGUUGAUCUUCCUAAUAUCGCCCCCACUUACCUGAUGUCAUAUGCUUUUUGUAAAGUCCUAACCUGAAACUUUCAGAAUCUUUGAACUUGCCACAUAUUCUAGCAAUUCAGUGGAACAUCAAGCAAAACACCAAACUUCCACAGAGAUCUUUUUUUUUUUCCUUAAACUUAGCUGUUGGCCAGUUAAACCUAAAAAUAGAUUAAUUUGUAAAUGGUAAAGUCUGUUUUGAGGCUUUUCCUUCUAUAACUUGUUUCCCAAGCCAUCUCUAAAAUUGAUCCAGCUCUUUUAUUCUUUUUUAUUGAGUUUUAGUUUUACGUAAGAAACCACAUUUAGGACCAGCUGCCUUUUCUAAUGUCCCUCUCUCUCUCUCCCUCUCUCCCCCUCUCCCCCCCGCCCCUCCCUCACCUGCUUCCCCCCACCCCCUCUUUCUUUUUUGUAUGUUUGCUCUUUUCCUGUGUAGUGGUACCAUUUUUUCGGAUGUGAAAUGUUUAUAUGAGAAAACAAAAAGCUGAUGUAUAGCCCUGUAUACAGUGUAGAUACUAUUUUUGUAAAAAAAAAAACAAAAAACCAUAAACCAAGGCUAAAUUAAUGAACAAGAGUACUGAAUGUUUCGUCAUUAAAAAUUUACUGUAUUUCUUGUGCAUUAAUCUGACCAUAAUUUCCCCUGUACAUUAUGUUCAUGUUAGCUGAAUUUGGAAUUUUUGUUAACUAGAUCAAGUUGUCAGCAUUUGCUGGUGUGAGUGAACAUCACAGUUAUCUCGAGUUGAGUUUAAGCCAAAUACAUGCGUAGAAAAGGAUCUUCUAUUAAUGGAAGAUGGUGAUUUUUAGGAUGUGUUCAUUUCAGUUUUUGUAUGUUUAACUUUUAUUAAAUAAAAUGCUUUAAAAUCCUCCAGGGUGUGUCCUCAGAAAGGUAAAGGCUUAGCUGCCAGCAUUGAUAAUGAUUAAGCCUCAGUGUACUUGCAUACAUCAUUUCCACAGAAGAGAAUGAGUAUGAUAAAAGAUUUCAAUAAACCCUUUUGUACUCCUCUUCCAUUAGCCAUAAGAAAUUGGAUUCUGAAGGUUAAACCAGUUUUAUUUCAAGGACUUGAGCUUUGUAUAGAGUUGGUAACUUUUUGGUAAAAGGGGAAGAAUUUUUUAUUUCAUGAAUUUUAAUUUUUUGGUAAAUUGAAACUUUCAUGGGGAUAGUGGUGAGAGGUAGAAUUUUUCAUCGUGCUCCUUUACCCGCCAACCCAGGAGAUUACUUUUACUUCCUUUAACUUAUGGCCACAGGGAUAGAAUAAAAGGUGAAGUGUGUUUUAAAUACAAGGUCCAAAUUACAGUAAAAAAAAUAGGCCACUUAGCCCGAAAAACUUACUAAAUAUACUAAUGUUCUUGUUACUAGUUGUAUUAUGCUAAUAAUAAUAUCCUUGAAGGAUUGCAAUGGAACCCUUUUAAUUAAAAAGUACAGGACAGACAUUUGGUAUAAUUGAGUGACCACCCAAAAUGGGUUUUGGUGAGAUCACUUUAGUAUGCUUGUCAUUCACCUGGUGCUUGUGUGUUAAGACUUGUACCUUGUUUGACCCUAUGGACUUUUUCUGCAUAUUCAUUUUUUUUGGAGGGUUUGCAGUAGGACAAGAAGGAGUAAAGGUGAUCAUAUUCUGUGACAUUUAAAAAAAUAGGCAUAUACACAUUGAGAUCAGGAGCCUUUGUGUCAAAGACAUAGUGUCAGGAUGAUAGUGUCUCUGGAAUAAAAAGUUAGGAUGCCUGGGGUGAUAGACUACCUGUCUUGUGUUGAAGUUGAGAAGAUGCUUAAUGAGAAGCAUCUUAUACCAAUAGUAUCUUAGAAAUGAAGGUGGUUAAACUCUCAGUGUUCUGAAACCAGGUAUAACACUUGGUCUUACGAAGUUUAGAGUUCUGGUAAGAAAGGAGACUAGAUAAGCUUGGUGACUGACAGAUCCAAUGGUUAGUCACUUAGGGCCCCCAAAUAGCUAUGAUUGCAUGCAUCUUUUCAAAACUUGACAUUUGAUUUUGUUAUUGAAGAGUUCAAGGAAAGAACAGUCCUACCACCCCAAAAUAAACAAUUUAAAAUUGUAUUAAUCACAGAUAACGUGCUUUUAAAAUUAACAUGUAGAAAGGUCAUAUUAGCAAGGAUUUGAGCCGUACUGCUGUGUUUGAAUCCUGGCUCCCUUAUUACCUGUGUGCCUAACUCCUCGCUGCUUCAUUUUUCUCAGCUGUAAAAUGAAUAAUUCAUUCCUGUUUCAUUGUUGUAAGGAUGAGUGAGUUAAUAUGUGUAAGUGCUUAGUAGAGUACCUGGCAUAUGGUAAGCACUAUAAAAGUGUUGACUGUUACUGUGCAGAGUGGUAAUGGUGAAUUUGUGAUUUUUUUUUCCUUAAUUUGAACAGUGAUUCAUAUUAAAAUGAGUAAUACCCAUUGUUUACAA
Molecule: messenger RNA, 3569 nt
Organism: Phyllostomus hastatus (greater spear-nosed bat)
Lineage: Eukaryota; Metazoa; Chordata; Mammalia; Chiroptera; Phyllostomidae
Gene: SMNDC1
Product: survival motor neuron domain containing 1
Exons: 6
Coding region: 157-873 (238 amino acids)
Biological process (GO): mRNA processing; regulation of alternative mRNA splicing, via spliceosome
Cellular component (GO): cytoplasm; precatalytic spliceosome; nucleus
Molecular function (GO): RNA binding
Source: RefSeq, a predicted model, not a curated record